Oncorhynchus tshawytscha (Chinook salmon) is the source of this 2575-nucleotide messenger RNA. It is a transcript of the gene eif2ak1, whose product is annotated as eukaryotic translation initiation factor 2-alpha kinase 1. Gene Ontology annotation, biological process: protein phosphorylation. The transcript has 15 exons. The record is from RefSeq and is a predicted model, not a curated record. Gene Ontology annotation, molecular function: ATP binding; protein kinase activity. NCBI's taxonomy places the organism in Eukaryota, Metazoa, Chordata, Actinopteri, Salmoniformes, Salmonidae. Bases 427 to 2421 code for a protein of 664 amino acids.
AUGAAAUGCUACAGGGACUAUCUGACGUGUCCCACAAAAUAAUAAAACGAACAAGAUCGAGUUAAAUGUAUUGCAUAAAUGGAUAGUUACUAAAUGUGAUACAAUCUCAUCAAUAUAUGAUGAUACAAAAGAAAUCAGACUUAAUUCGUAAGCUUCUCACAGUGGACAUGAAAUUAUUCAACUGAAUUUAUGUUCAGCUCGUGGUGUUUUAAGACAAGACUUCACUCCCUUCAUGUGUGUAUUGUUCGGCAAUGCUGAAACUAGGCGGUAUGGGACUUUUCUGACGAGCUUUUGACGUGAUUCUUUUAGAAUAACGUCUACCUUAACUAGUUAUGAUUCAUGCGGAAUGGAAAAUAUUAACGCCUAAGUAUUCUAAAAGUUAGGUCAUAUUUAAUAGGUUAACAAGCUGAAUCUUCCUAAAUCGCCAUGUUUAGCUCUCUGAACGUGCAACGAGGGGUAAGUUCAAAUAGCAGCAGCGUGAUCAACCGAAAUCUAACCACCACCACCACAACCGGACAUGAGUGCAGUGUGUUCAAUUUGACCAACAGUGAAGAUGACGACGAGGUUAUAUUUGACACGUCCGACUCGGAUAACAACUGUGAGGUUCUGAUAGCUGGCAAGCAGUACCUGUCCACCCAGGAGUUUGCCUCUGCCAUCCCCAACCACCUUCUGCUUGGGUCCCUGCUGGAACACCUGUGCUUUGUCUACGAGAGCGACCCGACCCGCUCACGUAUGCUGUUCAAAGUCAUUGGUCAGCGUUUAGCAGCGAUGAACCUCCUCUCCCCAUUGGCCAUCAGUGAGGAGUUCAGUUCAGUCAGACUCCAGCACAACAGAGCCUUCAUUGAACUACUGGAUGCUGCCAGCACCUCCCUGUUCCCACAGGGUCAAAGAUUAUGUAAUACAGACAGCCAGAGCCUUACGCUAAGACCAACAGAAGGUCUGUUCCAGGCACAGGCGUCGCGCUACCUCAGCGAGUUUGAAGAGCUCUCUAGACUUGGAAAAGGAUCCUAUGGCAAAGUCUUUAAGGUAACAAACAAGCUGGAUGGCCAGAAGUAUGCUGUGAAGAAAAUUCUCAUCAAGAAUGUUUCACGGGAAGACUGCAUGAAGGUUCUCAGAGAAGUUAAAGUGUUAUCCAGUCUUCAGCACAUCAACGUAGUGGGCUACCACACUGCCUGGAUGGAGCAUGUCGCACCUGCUUUUAUCAGUGACUUCCGUUACUUCUCUCCUCUGACGUACCCUGCAUCAAUACUCCCAGCACUGGAAACGCCUGCGCUGCCAGAACGCACUGAGGAGAGUACCGGCAGUAGCAACAGCUCCUCAAUAGUCUUUGAGAGCUCAGAUCACUCGAAGGAGCCAGUGGCCAUUGCAAAAGUACCAGAGAUCCUCCGGGUGAAAGCCCUGGCCCCUAAAGAGGAGAAGAGCACACAGGCGGUGUGUCCUAAAACCAUGCGCCACACCCGUGUCUCAGAGAACUUUGUCCCCUGUGUGUUCCUGGGACGGCGUGGCCUGACACCGGACGGUUGCCCUGUGGUCAGCUGGGAUGGCUCGGCCCUGUCAGAGGAGGCUUCAGGAACCAGGAACAAGAUGGAGCUGAACAACAACUCCUACAUCGACGUGGGGAGCGAGGAAUGGGACACGAAAUGCCCCACCAAGGAGGUGCAGUUCCACCUCAUGCUGUAUAUUCAGAUGCAGUUGUGUGAACGUUCACUCAAAGACUGGAUCUCAGAGAGAACCACCGAACACAUCUCACAAAAUCCUUAUGGGUCUGUGGACAUCAAACAAACCCUUAGCAUUCUACAUAAAAUACUUGAAGGAGUGGAAUACAUUCACUCUAGAAGUAUCAUGCACAGAGACCUGAAGCCCAGGAAUAUUUUCCUGCAUGGACUUGACUGCCAUGUGAGGAUUGGAGACUUUGGACUGGCUUGCAGGGAUAUAAUAAUGGAUGACGAGGCAAAGCCACCCUCCACCUCACAGAACACCGGUUCCUCACACACCACUGGAGUUGGGACAUUUGUUUAUGCUGCACCUGAACAACUGGAGGGCUCCCACUAUGAUUCAAAGUCAGACAUGUACAGUGUAGGAGUGGUGGCCCUGGAGCUGUUCCAGCCCUUUGGGACAGAGAUGGAGCGCGUGCGUACACUAGGAGACCUCCGUGAGGGGAAGGUCCCAGACGCCUUCUCCCAGUGCUGGCCUGUCCUGGCCAAGUACAUUACACUGCUGACCAGCAGAGACCCCUCUCUACGACCCAGCGCCACACAGCUGCUGCAGAGCGAGCUGUUCAGCAGCAAAGACAUGGUUAUCCAUGGCUUGCAGAGAAGGGUUGAAGAGCAGGAAGAGGAGAUAGUUCGACUCAGGAGACAGAUCAGUCAGCUACAGACUCAGAGCAGGCAACAGGCAUCCCAUCCAACCGACAAGACCUGACAUCAACCACCUCUGCCCAUCUUCAAACCCAAUAUAUUCAAACCCUUUACCUUACCACAUGAAUAAUUUGGUGCACAUGGUUGAAUGUGUGUGUGGAUCUAACACUGUGACAUUUUAACGUUUUAAAACGGUACAAUAAAUCUUAUUUAAUUUA